Ictalurus punctatus (channel catfish) is the source of this 7067-nucleotide messenger RNA. It is a transcript of the gene lamc1, whose product is annotated as laminin, gamma 1. The record is from RefSeq and is a predicted model, not a curated record. The transcript has 28 exons. Lineage: Eukaryota; Metazoa; Chordata; Actinopteri; Siluriformes; Ictaluridae. The coding region runs from base 356 to 5134 and encodes 1592 amino acids.
GAAGUAGACACAAACUUUUUUUUCCUCUCCCCUCCACUGAAGUUCUGUGACUUGCGCACUAGCGGACAGGGUGUAGCCUGGAUGGUCAGAUGUAGUACUUUUCUCUCUAAAAGUUUCCCCCUCCAUGGCGCUGCUCAGGAAUCAAUAGCCGAACGAGUGGAAGGAAGGAAGUAAAGUCGGGAAGAGAAGAGAGAGACAGACAGACAGAGAGAGAGACAGAGAGACAGAGACAGGCGUCGCGGUUUCCUGCAUGAUUUUAUUAGUCCCUCCGCACAGGUUUUGAGCAGGCGCAGGGAGUCCAGGUCGAGAAGGAGAGUGUUUUGGGGACAGGGUCACAGGACGCACGGAGACCAUCAUGCACUGCGUGGCUCUAGUUUUGAGUUUACUGACUUUGUGCGCAGCGCGCGUUCACGCAGCAAUGGACGAGUGCGUGGACGAGAGCGGUCGGCCUCAGCGCUGCAUGCCCGAGUUCGUGAACGCGGCGUUCAACGUGACCGUGGUGGCUACCAACACGUGCGGAUCUCCGCCUGAAGAGUACUGCGUGCAAACCGGCGUCACCGGAGUCACCAAGUCGUGCCACAUCUGCGAUGCCCGAGAUCCGAGACAGCAUCACAGCGCCGUCUACCUCACCGACUACAACACCCAAGCCGACACCACCUGGUGGCAAAGCCAGACCAUGUUAGCAGGCAUCCAGUACCCCAGCUCCAUCAACUUAACCCUGCACCUAGGAAAGUCCUUCGACAUCACCUACGUGCGUCUGAAGUUCCACACCAGCCGCCCGGAGAGCUUCGUCAUCUACAAGCGCACGCGCGAGGACGGCCCGUGGAUCCCGUACCAGUACUACAGCGGCUCGUGCGAGAAAACCUACGGCAAGGUGAACCGAGGCUUCAUCCGCACCGGCGAGGACGAGCAGCAGGCGCUCUGCACGGACGAGUUCAGCGACAUCUCGCCGCUCACCGGAGGAAACGUGGCCUUCUCUACGCUCGAGGGACGUCCCAGCGCAUACAACUUCGACCACAGCCCGGUGCUUCAGGAAUGGGUGACUGCGACAGACAUCAAAGUGACCCUGAACAGGCUGAACACGUUCGGAGACGAAGUGUUCAAUGACCCCAAGGUCCUGAAGUCGUACUACUACGCCAUCUCCGACUUUGCCGUCGGAGGAAGGUGCAAAUGUAACGGUCAUGCCAGCGAGUGUGUGAAGAACGAGUACAGCAAGCUGGUGUGUAACUGCAAGCACAACACAGAGGGUGAUGACUGCAACGUGUGUAAGCGCUUCUAUAACGACCGCCCAUGGAGAAGAGCCACCUCUGACAGUGCCAACGAGUGUCUGCCAUGCAACUGCAACGGCAAGAGUGGCGAAUGCUACUUCGACCAGGCUCUGUACCGCGCCACGGGUCACGGAGGUCACUGCCGCAACUGCGCCGACAACACGGAUGGACCCAACUGCGAGCGCUGCCUGGACAACUACUACAGAGUGGGUCCAGGCCAGCGCUGCCUGCCCUGCAGCUGUAACCCUGUUGGUUCUCAAAGCACUCAGUGUGACAACACAGGUCGUUGUAGCUGCAAACCGGGUGUCAUGGGAGAUAAGUGUGACCGCUGCCAGCCCGGAUUCCACUCGCUGACCGAGGCAGGCUGCAGCCCCUGCUCCUGCCACCCUGCCGGAAGCACACAGGAGUGCGAUGUCAAUACAGGACGCUGCCAGUGCAAGGAAAACGUGGACGGCUUCAGCUGUGACAGGUGUAAGCUCGGCUUCUUCAACCUGGACCCUCAGAAUCCUCAGGGAUGCACGCCAUGCUUCUGCUUCCACCAUUCCACUGUGUGCGAGAGUGCAGAAGGCUACAGCGUACACACCGUCACGUCCACCUUCGAUCGAGGUGACGAAGGCUGGACGGGUCAGCAGAGAGAUGGCUCCAGCGUGCCAGUGCAGUGGUCUCCGAGCUCUCAUGAGAUCUCGCUUGUUUCUGAAGACUACUUCCCCAUCUACUUUGUGGCUCCAGAGAAAUUUUUGGGGAACCACGUCCUGAGCUACGGUCAGAACCUGACCCUCAGCUUCCGGGUGGAUCGGCGUGACACUCGUCUUUCAGCCGAGGACGUGGUGCUGGAGGGGGCAGGACUCCGCGUCGCUGUGCCCCUCAUCGCUCAGGGAAACGCUUACCCCGGAGACCAAAUGCAGACCUUUGUGUUCAGGCUCCAUCACACCUCAGUCUCUACCUGGAGUCCAGAGCUUGAGCACGGAAAGUUCCAGAAGCUUCUCCACAACCUUACUUCCAUCAAGAUCCGUGGAACCUACAGCGAGAGAAGUGCCGGAUAUCUGGAUAAUGUGUCUUUGGUGACUGCGCGGCGAGGACAUGGGGAUCCAGCGCGCUGGGUGGAGAAGUGUUCGUGUCCUCCCGGCUACGAGGGCCAGCACUGCGGGAGGUGCUCUCUUGGAUACAGGAGGAGCCGACCAGAGCUGGGUCAAUUCAGCCCCUGUGAAACCUGCAACUGCAAUGGCCACAGCGACACCUGUGACUCUGUAACAGGAAUGUGUAACUGCGAGGACAACACAUCUGGCAUGAGCUGCGAGAGGUGUAAGGAUGGUUUCUAUGGCGACGCCACGGUGGGCUCUUCUUCGGACUGUAAACCGUGCCCGUGUCCUGCAGGCGCCUCCUGCGCAGUCGUGCCCAAAACCAAAGAGGUGGUGUGCACCAAUUGUCCGCUCGGCACCACAGGGAAACGGUGUGAGCUGUGCGACGACGGGUUCUUCGGAAACGGAAACGGGAACGGGAACGGGAAGAUGUGCCGGGCGUGUAAUUGCAACAACAACAUCGACCCCAACGCUGUGGGGAACUGCGACCGCGAAAGUGGCGAGUGCCUCAAGUGCAUCUACAACACCGACGGCUUUUUCUGCGAUCGCUGCAAGGACGGUUUCUAUGGCAACGCCUUGGCUAGCAACCAGGCCGAAAAGUGCAAACCUUGUUCGUGCAAUCGGUACGGCACGGUGAACGGCCAGACGGCCUGCAUGCAGGUAACGGGGCAGUGCGAGUGUCUCCCUCACGUCGUCAACCGAGACUGCAGCGCCUGUGAGCCCGGCUAUUACAACCUGCAGAGCGGAAAAGGCUGCCAACGGUGCAACUGCAACCCCAUUGGCUCCACUAACGGCCAGUGCGACGUUGUGAGUGGACAGUGCGAGUGUCAGCCCGGGGUCACAGGUCAGCACUGCGAGCGCUGUGAAGUCAACUUCUUCGGCUUCAGCUCGUCCGGAUGCAAACCCUGCGACUGCGACCCCGAGGGCUCCCGGGCGGCUCAGUGCAGAGACGACGGCCGCUGCGAGUGUCGCCCCGGCUUCGUCGGUAGUCGCUGUGAUAUGUGCGAGGAGAACUACUUCUACAACCGCUCCAUUUCUGGCUGCCAACAGUGUCCCAACUGCUACAGUCUCGUCAGGAACAAGGUGAACCAGCAGAGACAGAAGCUCCACGACCUGCAGAAUCUGAUCGACAACUUGGGCAGCCAGGACACGGUGAGCGACAAAGCCUUCGAAGACCGCCUCAAAGAGGCUGAGAAAACCAUCAUGGAUUUACUAAAGGAGGCUCAGGCCAGCAAAGAGGUGGACAAAGACCUCUUAGAUCGCCUUAAGAGCAUCAACAACACGCUGACGACGCAGUGGAACCGGCUGCAGAACAUCAGGAACACGGUGGAAGACACCGGAAACCUGGCGGAUAAGGCUCGCAGCCGAGUGCGCGAGACUGAAAAAAUCAUCGAGCGGGCUAGAGAGGAGCUGGACAAGGCGAAGCAUGCCUUCAGCAAAGUGGAUUUCAAAAUUCCCACGACUACUGGAGAUCCGAACAACUUGACGCUCCUGGCUGAGGAGGCUCGCAAUUUGGCAGAGAAGCACAAGACAGACGCGGAUCAGAUUGAGAAGAUCGCGAAAGACGCCAACGACACGUCGACUAAGGCCUACAACCUGCUGAUGAAGACUCUGGACGGCGAGAACAAGAUCAACAAGGACAUCGAUGACCUGAACAAGAAGUACAAUGAGGUAAAGGAUCUGGCGAAGAACCUGGAGAAACAGGCCACUAAAGUACGAGCUGAAGCAGAAGAAGCAGGAGACAAGGCUAUGAAGAUCUACGCAAACCUGACCAGCCUGCCUCCGUUUGAUAUCAAAUCACUAGAGGACGAAGCCAAUAAAAUCAAGAAGGAGGCAUCGGACCUGGAUAAGCUUAUCGAUAAAACCGAGAGGGAAUACAAUGAUCUAAGAGAAGACUUGCGAAGCAAGGAAAAUGAAGUCCGCAGACUGCUGGAGAAGGGGAAGACUGAGCAACAGACAGCGGAUCAGUUGCUGGCACGGGCAGACGCAGCCAAGGCCCUGGCAGAGGAUGCAGCAAAGAAAGGCCUGUCCACAUACCAGGAGGCAAAGGACAUUCUCAACAACCUCCGAGACUUCGAUAGAAGAGUGAACGACAACAAGACCACCGCGGAAGAGGCGUUGAAACGAAUCCCACAAAUCAACGCGACAAUCAAUGCAGCCAAUGAGAAGACUCGGCAGGCUGAGACGGCCCUCGGCAACGCGGCGGCCGACGCCAAAGAGGCCAAGUCCAAAGCAGAGGAAGCCGAGAAAAUCGCUAGCAAUGUCCAGAAGGGUUCUGCUAAAACCAAAGCAGAUGCAGAAAAGGCCUUUGACGACACGAUGAAGCUGGACGGCGAGGUGAAGGACAUGAUGAAGCAGCUGGCAGAGGCAGAGACCGAGCUGGAGAAGAAGAAAGAAGACGCAAUGCAGGACAUGAUGAUGGCUUCUAUGGCAUCAGACAACGCGAAGGAAGCAGAAGAAAACGCCCGCAAAGCCAAAAACUCCGUCCGCACCGUGCUCAACGCAAUCACAGACUUACUCGGCCAGCUAGGCAACAUUGACAAGGUGGAUCUGAGUAAGCUGGACCAGAUCGACCGAUCGCUGAAGGAGGCCAAGGAGAAAAUGGCAGGCAGCGACUUGGACAGGAAGCUGAAGGAGCUGAACGACAUGGCCAAGGGCCAGGAGGAUAUGAUCAGCGAUUACGACCGGCAGAUCCGCGAGAUCCGCGCCGACAUCGCCAACCUCAACGACAUCAAGAACACUCUGCCGAACGGCUGCUUCAACACGCCAUCCCUCGAGCGGCCUUAACCUCUCCCCUCAUCCUCUCCUCCCUCCAUCUCCACCACUUCUCGUCUCUACCACACCUGUCGUCAUCUAACAUUUGGGGCGAGAUGCCAUCCUUUACCAAAAUCUCACUGUGUUUUUUUUUUUUUGUUUUGUUUUGUUUUGUUUUUUGUCUUGUUUGUUUUAGCUGUGUUUUCUUAUCAGUGAAGCCACAUUUUUAUUUUAUUUUAAACUCGACAAUUCAGACAUUAGCAGCUUUUUUUAUUACCAGAUAUUCAAUCAUACUACCGUGUGAAAAGACAGGCUUGGAGAGGUGUCUUCUUGAGGUCACCUCCAGAACUUUUAUUCCUCCUCCAUCCUGCCUUCAAUCCCAGUGCCAUGCAGUCAUGUCGGUUUGCUUGGAGAAUUAAGUGAUUUCUUUUUGUUUUCUCCCCCCCCCCCCCUCCAUCACAUUACUUUAUAACGCCAUCUAUUUACCAUUUGGUUCAGAAAACGGACAGUGAAGGAAUCUUAUUUGCUGUUUUCUUUGUAAUCUGCCUCUUCUCUCUCUCUCUCUCUCUCUCUCUCUCUCUCUCUCUCUCUCUCUCUCUCUCUCUCAGUUAUAGAAGCCUACUAUCAGCGGCCGUGCAGAGAGAGUUAGUAACACACACUACAGUACAGUAUUCAGCUCAUCUCGUCUUGUCUCACGAGCGUAUCCAGCUCACGUUCAGCUCAGUGAUCUAAACACGUUUCACACAGUUCUUUAACACUACGUUUAACGCCAUCGUCUUCUAUAAAAGCUGCUGCUUACUUAUUGCCAAUCUCGCGUUCACGUUUUUAUUUUCAAGGCGGAAAAAAAAAUUCAACACUAUGCAACUUUGUACAUUUGCGUAGCAAGACCUAUCUGAUACACUGGUGCUAAUAAUUAUUUCAAAUGUUAUAUUUUUGUGUGAAUGUUUUUUUUUUUUUUUUUAAUUAUUAUGAUGAUAUAGAGUGAGGAUUUUUUUUGUGUAAAUAUAUUCUUAAAUGUUUCAGGAAUGGCUGAUUUUUUUGGUUUUUUUAAACUACACCACCACCCUGCCAGCUGUAGGUUAUUUCACCUAAGAGAAAAUCAGCUAAAAUCUCCACCUCCAUAAUAUAUAAAUCUAUAUAUAAGACCUGUGGUAUAAUAUGCUUGCUUGUAUACAUGGCUAAUUUUUUUUUUUCCCCAGUCGCCUUAUAGCGCUGCCAUUUAUGCUAAAUUGUGUUUAAUUCUCAGCGGGUGGUUAAUAAAUAAAAACAAGAUAUAACGCUUUUGUACAAAGAACACUCCCUUAACUAAAACUGUCCAAAUGUGUACAAUAUGUCUAACAUUUCAAAAAGUGUUUUGACAGAAAGCUGGUCAUUUGACUAGUUUCGCAGAUAUGACGGUGUCUUGUGCCUUAACUGCUGGAGAAGAUCAUCAGCCCACCCAAUCCACAAUUUAUACACUAUUUUUUAAUUAUCAUUAUUUUUUUUAUAAGGAUGUAAUCAGAAAAUGUGCACACACUAUGCGAUUCUUGUUGUCGCUAGAUUUAAAGAAGCAGGAAGAGUAUUAAGCACUCCACUACAGAUAUGGUUUCUCAGAGUCUCUAAUGGCCUCGACACUCCUCCUUUAUGUAUCUUACCUGGUGAAUUUAUCCAGAACAUUUCCUCGAAACCUCUCGCCUUACCAAUGUGGACACGAGUGCAACAUGUACACAAUUAUGUAUACAGCAGUAUUUCUAAUUUAUAAUGUAUCAAGUAUUUUUUAAAGCUGUUCUUCAGUAUAUGGGUGUGUGUUGCACGGUCUUUAAGUUGGUUUCCUGCUUUAAUCUGUUGAUCUUCAAGGCACUCUUCACACACACACACACACACACACACACACUUGAAAGGGCCUGAGAAACUCCAGCUUGUCACCCAUUUGCCUGUUAAAUCGAGUUAUAACAUUUGAAUAAUAAACAGUGGUUACUUCCAGACA